AUUUAAGCUUUUUGCCGUGCAUCGCACGGGUGAGCUACUAGUUUGGAUUAAUAUGAAGUUGGUCUUUUAUUGCACAAAAAAUCGUGAGGACCUGAGCCUAUAUUAUCUGCCCUUAUCCUCAACUGUAAUGUUUAGAAACAAAAAUGGCGGUGAAGCUGAGGUUGGCGAGGUUCGGGUGCAAGCACAGGCCCUUCUACAGACUAACGGCUGCCGAUAGCAAUUCUCCCAGGGACGGCAAGCAUCUGGAAGUUCUUGGUUUCUACAACCCUCUUGUCGGGGAAGAUGAUGAGAAACGAAUGAGUCUUAAGUCUGAACGGGUGAAAUACUGGCUAUCAGUUGGGGCCCAGCCAACGGAUUCAGUUCGGAGUCUUCUAUUCACAGCAGGCUUGCUUCCACCAACGCCAGUGGGACGAAAAGGUGGAGCCCAAGAUAGUCGUGAGGUUGAUCCUAUGACUGGGCUGGCAACAUCCUAUGACUGGGCUGGUAACGUUUGAUUGUUCUAAAUGUUCCCCCCUAGCUGUUGGCUAAUGAGACAUAUUCUCAAACCUUAAGUUUGCAAAGUAUUUAUUUAAUGUGAAUGACCUAAAUUGUGGUGGAGGGGAGAAUUAUGGCUACAAGCACAGGUAGUAUAUGUUUGUGUUCACUCAUUUGGUGUUUGCUUUCUUUUCUUUCUCACCGUGUGAAUUGUGAAAUAUCCGCUGACUCAAUGUUUCAAUUGGGACAUUGGGUACAAGUUUUUAGAGGCUAAUUAUAAAAUACUUAAAUAUGAGUAACAUGUUUUUCC
This is a messenger RNA of Cuscuta epithymum, 784 nucleotides long. NCBI's taxonomy places the organism in Eukaryota, Viridiplantae, Streptophyta, Magnoliopsida, Solanales, Convolvulaceae. The record is from the annotation of a GenBank genome assembly.